This is a messenger RNA of Phalaenopsis equestris, 1256 nucleotides long. RefSeq names its product thymidylate kinase. Gene Ontology annotation, biological process: dTDP biosynthetic process; dTTP biosynthetic process; dUDP biosynthetic process. Bases 382 to 1149 code for a protein of 255 amino acids. Gene Ontology annotation, molecular function: dTMP kinase activity; ATP binding. NCBI's taxonomy places the organism in Eukaryota, Viridiplantae, Streptophyta, Magnoliopsida, Asparagales, Orchidaceae. The transcript is spliced from 8 exons. Gene Ontology annotation, cellular component: mitochondrion; cytosol; nucleus. The record is from RefSeq and is a predicted model, not a curated record.
CCCUCUUGGCGAGAACCACCGGCUCUAUCCCUCUUUCGCGCAAAGCACCCCCCCCGCCGAACGCACCCACCGCCGACGUUCUCCCCCGCUGCCAGAGCUCCUACCCGAGUGUUUUCGCGGGGGGACUUUGGCCUUUCCCCCCCCUCGGCUGUUUGCUCGCACGGUUCUUAGACCCUCGCCGGCGACGUCACGCCGGCCUCCCUAGACACCGGCAUAUUUCUUCCCGAGAAGAGCAGCAAGCUUAACACUGGUAAAGCUGUGGCAAUUGGUCCUGGAAUUCGAGAUAGAGACGGGAAACAAAUACCUAUUUCUUUGAAGGAAGGAAAUGUUGUUCUUCUGCCUGACUAUGGUGGAACUGAAGUGAAACUUGAAGAGACGGGCAUGCUUCGUGCGUAUACUCUACUUUCUCGAAGACUCAUUGGCUUCAGGACCAUAAGAACUGGAAAAUCCUUGAAGACCUCAAAAAAAACAGCAAAGAGGAGUUUUUUUAUGCAAUUUGAGAUGUACAAUAGUGGACAUGUUACCAAACGAGGCGCUCUUAUUGUUUUGGAAGGAUUGGAUCGCUGUGGGAAGACCACUCAGUGUGGCAGAUUGGUCUCAUUCCUUGAAGGGAAUGGCCUUCCAGUAGAAGCAUGGCGAUUCCCUGAUAGAAAUACUGAUACUGGAAGAAUGAUUUCAUCAUAUCUCACCAACAAUUCAGAGCUAGAUGAUCAAACAAUCCAUUUACUUUUCAGUGCAAACAGAUGGGAGAAGAGGUCACUAAUGGAGAAUAAGCUAAGAAAUGGAACCACACUUGUGGUUGACCGUUAUUCAUAUUCAGGAGUUUCUUUUUCAGCUGCCAAAGGCCUUAAUGUCAAGUGGUGUAAGGCUCCAGAAAAGGGUUUGAUAGCUCCAGAUCUAGUUGUUUUCCUGGAUAUAUUGCCAGAGGAAGCUGCAAGAAGAGGAAACUAUGGAUUUGAAAGGUACGAACAACUUGAGUUCCAAAAGAAUGUUGCCCACUAUUAUCGGAUUCUCAAUGAUGCUACCUGGAAGGUUAUUGAUGCUAGCCUUCCACUGGAGUUAAUUGAGAACCAGAUUCAAAAACUUGCACUAGAGAGCAUUGACUCGUGUCAAGAGAAGCCCUUAUCUAGCCUAUGGCUCGAUGAUUAAGUAUCAUUCAACGUAUGGGAGAUCAAAGAACCGACAAACUGCUGGGGAGUCGCGUUGCCGUUGGAUUUAACAUAUCCGAAGAUGUCGUUGCUUCCGAUUAUAACGGC